Aspergillus melleus is the source of this 939-nucleotide messenger RNA. RefSeq names its product 40S ribosomal protein uS17 (gene RPS11B). The record is from RefSeq and is a predicted model, not a curated record. Bases 96 to 578 code for a protein of 160 amino acids. Gene Ontology annotation, biological process: translation. NCBI's taxonomy places the organism in Eukaryota, Fungi, Ascomycota, Eurotiomycetes, Eurotiales, Aspergillaceae. Gene Ontology annotation, cellular component: ribosome; cytosolic small ribosomal subunit. Gene Ontology annotation, molecular function: structural constituent of ribosome. The transcript has 3 exons.
GACGUCGACCACCGCAAGCCCCGACACCCCCCUUCGCGACGAAUACCCCAACCCAGCUCGACUCCGCUUCCUCGUCGAACUGAAUUCUCGCAACAAUGGCGACCGAGUUGACCGUCCAGUCGGAACGUGCGUUCCAGAAGCAGCCUCACAUCUUCGUCAACCCCAAGACCAAGGCCAAGAGCAAGAAGGUCGGUCAGGGUCGGAGAUGGUACAAGGACGUCGGUCUGGGUUUCCGUACCCCCAAGAACGCCAUUGAGGGCACCUACAUCGACAAGAAGUGCCCCUUCACUGGUCAGGUCUCCAUCCGUGGCCGUAUCUUGACCGGCCGUGUCGUCUCCACCAAGAUGCACCGUACCAUCGUCAUCCGCCGUGAAUACCUCCACUACGUCCCCAAGUACAACCGUUACGAGAAGCGCCACAAGAACCUUGCUGCUCACGUUUCUCCCGCUUUCCGUGUUGAGGAGGGUGACUGGGUUACCGUCGGCCAGUGCCGUCCCCUGUCCAAGACCGUCCGUUUCAACACCCUGCGUGUCUUGCCCCGUACCGGUAAGGCCGUCAAGGCUUUCAGCAAGUUCUAAGCGUGUCGACGUUGAAGGGGGUGUUUCCGAAAGGUUGAAAUAACCUAGGGCAGCGGCGUGAAUGGAUAUAAGCGAACUAGUUUAACGGGUUGGGAUUGUUUCACGAUUUCAUGUCCCAGGUACCCUUUGAGGAGAUAUCCAAUGAAAUAAAAAAGCUUUUUCGAUCCUCCCCCUGUGAUUAGGAUUCCGCCGUAGUGCUUGCGGGCCCUUCAGAAAAAAAGUUUGGGAUUAUUAUAUAGGACGCUCUGGGAUUGAGACUUUUACUUUAUCACGACGUUUAUUGCCAGAUCAUGUUGAUUGUAUUCAUGUCCUUUUUUUCCUUGUUGUAACUGCUCAGUGCCGAUCUGAUCUUGAUUCGACA